This is a messenger RNA of Anopheles coustani, 2849 nucleotides long. RefSeq lists its product as uncharacterized. Bases 435 to 2234 code for a protein of 599 amino acids. Gene Ontology annotation, cellular component: sarcolemma; dystrophin-associated glycoprotein complex. The transcript has 5 exons. The record is from RefSeq and is a predicted model, not a curated record. NCBI's taxonomy places the organism in Eukaryota, Metazoa, Arthropoda, Insecta, Diptera, Culicidae.
UUCUACCUCCCGUCCCACGAAAGCAGCGGAGCCAAAGUGAGUGAACGCUAGAACAACAAAUUAGUGUAGCAUUAGAACAAUGCGCUUUGACUCGCAAACGCAGAACGGGAAAGUGUAUGAGUGAAAUUUGGUCCAGCUCGUAACGAAAAGCUCCACAGCGCAACACUCUCAACCGUGUGGAGCCACCUGAAACCGCGGGCUCCACGCGGCUGCCACUCACACGUGUGCGAUCAGGCUCGCUGCCGCCAGUUCACCAGCGGACGUCUAGUCGACCGGGUUCAUCUCGGGGCAAAGCGGCGGAUUCCUCUUCGCGCGACCAGUGGACAAGCGUUUGUUUGAAAGUGCACAACAACACAAAGCGCACGAUCAACGCCCGAUUGUUCCCGCUUCGGUGACGCGACCGGCUUUCUCUUCUAUGUGCCGCCAUCGCCAUCAUGGCACAACCACCAGCGGCGGAUGCGGCCACCAUGAUUGCUGCCGACCGGCCGCUCAGCUUGUACGACAAUCUCACGUCGCCGAGCGUCCUUGCGAACGGUGGCGGCACCGCCGGGCGCGUCAUCCAGUUUCCCGACAUACAGUUUCGCUUCGACGAGAGCAUCCCGGACCGCCGGUCGGUGCACAGCAGCGCCAAGUCGGACUUUUUCGGCCUGCACCCGACGCCCUCCACCAGCCAGCCGGCGGCCAUCAUCACCGCCGACCCGCCGCCAUCAACCCAACUGACCGACGGCCAUCGAUGUUCGCCAACACCCGCCGGCCCGCCGGACCCCAAUCGUUCGUCCGCAUCUCCGGCACACGAUGCUAGUGGUGGUGGUGGUGGUGCUAGUGUGUCAUCGGCAUCGCCUACCUCCACCUCCUCCACCGUGCCGGCCCAGCUGUCACCGGUGGCCAUCGUCGAUUCGCCGCGGGAUUCGUACGCCACCACCGAUCCACUCGGCUCCACCAGCACACCCCGCUCGUCCCGCCCGAGCUCCACGAUCAAAACCAUCACCAUCAAACUGCCCGACACUACCACCGGCGUUGGCCCAUCCGAGGCAGUAUAUAUGACGACGACGGUUCCACAGAAUUUCACCAAAAACACGAACACUCUCAUCGGGCGACACAAACCGACGCGCAACAGCCUCCGACACAGCCGGAUGCUGGUGGCGAACAAGACCGUACUGCAGCGGUACCCAAGAGGCAACUCGCUGAACCUGCGCUAUGUGAGGCUGAGCAAGGUGCUGAUGGUGCUGCAGAUCGUGGUCGGGCUGGCACUGAGUCUCGUCGGGCUGGCCAUCACGAUCUGGUCACCGUCCAUGCAGACCAAGGACAACCCGUACUGGUCGGGCAUAGUGCUCAUCCUGUGCGGCACGAUGUUUCUGCUGCUGUUCGAGUUCAAGCGAGGCCGGCAUAUGAGCCCGAAAGGGGCUGCGGCACACCACCAGCAGCAGCAGCAGGCAUCCCAUCCAGUGCAGCACCGAUGGCGUGAAAGCUGCUUCCACUUCCUACACGUGAACGCCCUGGUCGUGCUGCUGCUGACCAUCUUCUUCACCAUGCUGGCGUUCAUCUAUGCGCUCAUCCACACUACCAACCUGUCGUCGGCCGGGUUGCGCUGCGAGCCGCAGUUUCCCUUCAACGUGAAUACCUCAUCGUGCGUGUGCACCAUCGACACGGCGGCCACGAAAGGCACAGUCCAUCCUCCCGCGGCGAACACUGAACCGUCGCAUCCCGUGCCCGGCAAUGGCACCAGCAGUCCCGACGACGGUGUGAUACGAUUAGAGUAUCGAGACUUCAGCUGCGAUGAGGUGCACGGUAUCUGGUACUACGUGACGAUCACCUCGACUUUGCUGAACAGCGCCGGAUGUCUCCUGGCAGCUACGUUCCUCGUGAUCUACGCGAUCGAUUGCAUUCGCCGACCCGAGAACGACUCCCCACGGUUGGUUGCGUGCAGACUCCAACCGACUGGUGGUGACCUGGCAGCAAGGGCAAUUAACGGGCGCACCGCUGGCGGAACUACUACCGCGGAAGAUCGACAUGGCGUGGAGGAAGGUGCCACAAUGCCGCUGCUACAAAACCUACCCACAGCGACCCACCCCCCACCGGCGGCUGUCGCGCACGAACCGAACGAAGGGGCCAACACCAGCGUUAGGAGUAUUAACACCACGAUGGCCGAGCAUCAGCUGACCGAGGAGAAUACGACGCUCACCACAAUCCUCUCCGCCGAUGGUGAGCUGGACAAUCCGUUGCCGUCCUCAUAGUGUCGUGGUGUGACGGGACGACCUUCCGUAUUGGAACUGGACUACGAAAGCAGUAUUCGCGCUUACUGGCGCUCAACACCAUUAGUAACAUAGCAAGGAUACUAAGAACUAUAAUAAAUAAUUGUGAAAUAAAUAAUUGAACUGUACGAAGUUGCAUAUCAUUCUGUUAGCCGACACCACAACCUCCAAAACUGACCGAACGUUCUUUUCCAGCAUUCGCAAUGAAAAAACACACAAAAGCUGAACCCACAAUCGCGCACACACACGCAUCGACAAACAGACUGUUCAAUUACGAUCUCAUUUUCUCCACCACAUCCAGCAAAGGAUGCGAUAAGAGAUAUAUGUCGGAGACUCGAAUUAAAGGGACAAAAGGCCAAUGUAAUGCUUAGCGCGGUAGGAGACCAAUCUUUAAAUUGUGCAGCAGUAGUAGAUAUACCAUCUAGGGUGUGUGAUUAUAAGAAAACGAAAGAAAAUGAAACUCCCUAGCCUUGCCAAAGAUUACGGGCCACCAACGAGCCAUGGCCCACGGCAGAUAGCAUCGCGACACCAUCCCGAGACAUGGGCUUGGCCGAUCCGAAUUUCAACAAACGAAGUGCGAUAGACAUUCUCCUUGGA